Aplosporella prunicola CBS 121167 is the source of this 1235-nucleotide messenger RNA. RefSeq lists its product as uncharacterized. Gene Ontology annotation, molecular function: actin filament binding. Bases 327 to 1235 code for a protein of 302 amino acids. The transcript has 4 exons. Lineage: Eukaryota; Fungi; Ascomycota; Dothideomycetes; Botryosphaeriales; Aplosporellaceae. Gene Ontology annotation, cellular component: cytoskeleton. The record is from RefSeq and is a predicted model, not a curated record.
GUCUUAUAGCAAUCGGCCUGCUGGGUAACAUCGCGAAGCUUCGCCACGCUACGUAUGGGCAAAAUCCCCACAUUCGAACUUUCUGCCCAGUACUGCCCAUUGGGUAGAGUCAUGAAAGCUUGAUUGGGACAAAGAAAAGGGUGGUCAGACUAAUGCGCCGCGCCUUGACGUAGGCACCCGAACCGGUGGAGCUUUGAAUUGCCCGGGAAAACCUUCUGUAUUUAGUGCGGAGGUGGCGGCGCAGCGUUACAUAUUCUGAUGCCACCCGACAGGCCCCACGACCUUCUCCCCUAAUCCCGCGCUUUCUCAAACACCAAUCCCAGAGAAUGGCACCAACUUCUGCAACAGCUGUCAUUGCUACCCAGAACGGAGAGCGCAAAGAUUCCGACAAUGGAAAAUCCACGACUUCAUCGGCGACGCACUCCAAGGCCGCCAUUGAAGCCAUUUCGCAGGGUGUGACUUUGCCGGGAAUCCCAACCUUCACCAGCCUCGACAAAAAGCGCCGUUGGAUGCUCGAACAUAUGGCGGGUGCCUUCCGCGUUUUCGCCCGCAAAGGAUUCACCGAAGGCAUGAGCGGUCACAUCUCUCUUCGCGACCCGGAGCAUCCCGACUGUUUCUGGACAAACCCACUUGGUAUCCAUUUCGGCCUCAUGACCGCCUCAGACCUGAUCCUCCUCGACCACACCGGAAAACCUGUAGGCGGCAACAUGUCCCGCCCUGCGAACGCAGCAGGCUUCCAAAUCCACAGUGUCAUUCAUCGCAAGUAUCCCCAUGUCAAUGCCGCCUGUCAUACACACUCGGUAAACGGGAAAUCAUGGUCUACGUUUGCACGGCCCUUGGAUAUGAUCAACCAAGACGUCACCAUGUUUUACGGCAAGGCGCAAAGAGUGUACGGAGAGUUCGGAGGUGUCGUGCUGGAAGAGGAAGAGGGCGAGCGGCUGGGCGGGACGCUUGGAAAUGAGGGGAAACUGCUGAUCCUACGGAACCACGGACUUUUGACUGUCGGUGAGACGGUCGAUGAGGCAGCAUAUCUCUUUACGCUUGCUGAAAAGAGCUGCGAAAUCCAACUCAAGGCUGAUGCGGCGGCGGCAUCGGGGAUUCCAAAGGUGCUUAUCGAUGACAAGGCAGCGGAAUACACAUUCAAAAUGACCAGUGAUCCAGAAGCGUUGUACUGCGAAUUCCAGAACGACUACGAGUAUGAGAAAGCCAUUUCCGGAGGGGACUUCCUCCGUUAA